Molecule: messenger RNA, 1302 nt
Organism: Mycena indigotica
Lineage: Eukaryota; Fungi; Basidiomycota; Agaricomycetes; Agaricales; Mycenaceae
Exons: 11
Coding region: 1-1302 (433 amino acids)
Source: RefSeq, a predicted model, not a curated record
AUGGCCACAGAGGGCCCACCGCCUCUCCCGCCUCAUCUUGGCACAAUCACGAGCUCUCAGCUGAUAGGAACGCUGCUCAACUUCUGGUUGUUUGGCACUCUGUUCAUUCAAGUCUACGUGUAUAAGAUAUGUUUCCCUAAAGAUCGACCCGCUAUCAAAGCACUCGUAUAUUUUGUGUUCUUUACGAUGCUUGUGUGCUCCUGCCUCAACGCUGCGGACGCUAACCGCUGGUUUGGAGACGGAUUUGGCAACCUUCUUGAGUUCUCCAAAGCUGGAUUCUCCCCAUUCUAUACACCGUUAAUGGGCUCCGUCAUCGCGCUCUCCGUUCAGCUCUUCUACUGUUAUCGCAUCAGCGUAUUCCGCGAGUACAAGUGGACAGUCUGGUGGGCAGGGGCCAUCGCGGUAGUGUCCUUGCUUCAAGCUGCCGGUGGCAUGGGAGGAGGUAUCAAGGCAUUCAUUGAGUCGAACGAACAACAUGACCAGACUAGAACCGUCCUUGUCUACAUGUGGCUAGUCGGUGCCGCUGUUGCAGAUAUCAUGAUUGCUGGCACCAUGACGUAUCUCCUCUCACAAGCGUCGGAACCGCACACGAGGGACGUUGUUCAGGGAGUCAUUCGACUUAUCAUCGAGACAAACUCAUUUUCCGCGUCCGUUGCUAUCAUUGGGCUCGCUCUAUUCGCUGGAAUGCCGACAAGCGAUUACUUCAUUUGCCCCACAAUGAUUUUACCCGGCAUAUAUUCCAACACGCUCCUCGUUCUCCUCAAUAACCGCGCAGCCCCUUCCCGUGCUCGUGGUCGACCUGACUACGGCUCCACUGACCCCGACGCAAUGUACAGUUCUGAAGUCACGACAACGGCAAACGGUACCAGCGUUGGCCAUAUGUGGAAGGCGAUGCCAACAAGUCCUGGUGUUCAACUCCAGAGACUCGACUACAACUCCGCAACGAAAAAGGCACCUGUCUCAGCAGCCCAAAUUGUCGACAUCUCCUCGGCCGGGGCAUUUGUUGCUGCACCAAAUCCUGCCUUUGGGAUCACGUCCGAAGAUUAUGAUUUGGAGAGUGUCCAUAAACGAAAUUAUAGCAUCGACGCGUACCGAAGCACUGCCCCCUCACCCAAACCGAUCCAAGAACAGCCCAUCCAACCUCGACGACAAGCCUCAAAGAGACUUGUCAGCGAGUGGGAUGAUGCCAGUUACAAGACAGGGGACAGGAAUCCAAGAGAGGGCAGUAGCCUGGAUCUGACUGAGGUAGAGACGACGCAUCCGUAUGGAAGUGCGGGCACAUAUACCACAUGGGCACGAUAG